UUUUCAACGUCUUACGCACAAAAUGAGUGCCAGCCCGAACUCAAAAGUACGCUUAUCGUUAUCUUGCUUUCUGUUUCUUUGUGUCUCUGUUAGGAGGUUGUUUAAUUCUAGCAUUUCAAUUUCUUUUUUCGGCUAAGAGCGUGUAACUAGUUCCGCGUCACUUACCUCUCGCGAGAGAUAUCUAAUAAAUCAAUGAAUUUCAAUUAAAAAUAACCAAUGCAUCGUUGAAAAAUCGAAAUCCGCAUGUCUUUGGCCUCUUCCUCGUCCGCGCCCGUCCUGGGUGCGGAAAAGGCGGCGUUGCCGCAGACUCCUUCAUGCAGGCGCUUCGACGCCGCGGCCGCACCAGGUUUUCCGAAAACCUUCUCCACGGCUUGCACCAAUGGCAGAACCCCUGUGCUGAGGCCGGGCAGCGCGCCUACGGCAUCGACGUCUCGCGCAAGAAUAGAAUCGAUAUCGUCGACGUCUCGCGAGGACUUACUACGCGAUCGGCGCACGAUCAGUGGAGGCAAGACGAAUUUCAAAAACUACAACUUCGACUUACAGCGGCCUUUGCUGUCCUCUCUGCCGGAUGAUGCAACUGCAGGUGCCAACGCAGGACGAAGAGGUAUCAACGACCAUGGCGGUACGGCUGAUAGCAGCUGUUCUAGCUCGUCCGGUGCAGUGGGAAGGGCUGCUGCAGUACGUCGCUUGCCAAUCAUUAUGGUUUCUGCUUCUACUACUUGAUGGCGUCGGUCCUGGCGAAGACUUUUUCAAGAAUCUGCACACUGCUGUUGUCAGGUAGGUAGAGGUACUUAGGUACUUACAUGGAUUCUUUUGAAACCUACAUGGAUUUUUUGGAUACUUACAUGGUUUUUUUGGAUACUUACAUGGUUUUUUUGGAUACUUACAUGGAUUUUUUGGCACUUUCUUACAUGGUAUCCAGGUAAGCACUUACAAGCUUGAAUGGAUUUUUUGGAUAUCAGGAGGCACGUCGAGAGGAUGUUGACCAAUAUUAAUAGAGGUUUGAAACUUAUGGUCCAUAUUAUGAAAUCUCGAACAUUUUUUCGUGCGAACACUACGUCGCUAGAAUCGGAGAACUUGCGUCCUUGGGGGACGGUGCCAGCUCGAGCGGACGAUACGCACAUCGGAGGAGUGAUUCGAGUAGCAGUGAGGGAAGUAAUAUUGCGAAAGACGGCGAUAGGAGCAGAAGAAGGAAGAGUGUUGCUGACGAAGAAGAUCGAGGCAAUGCAGACCAGAAGAAUGGCAGACCUCGUGCCGAUGACGAUGAAAUGCUGGAUACUGAGCAGUCCUCGCGUCCAGGUUUAGAAGGAGAAGGGGUUGUAGACGAGGAACAGCAAGGGACUGCGACUGCCACAAGACUGCGAGACGAGAACGGCCAGGAGCACCACGGCUGGCUGGGUGCUUCACGGCAGCACGGGAGAAGUGAGGAUGAGGAUGGUCGCGCACCCGAGGCUCCAGAAGGAGCAUCGCGAUCUCGUCAUCGAACUAAAGAAAGGGUUGUAAAGGUAAACACUUUUUCACCCUCUCGACCGUCUAAAUGGGUCGAUGAGCACGCGCGUGAAGGGAUUCUCACCUUACUAAAAAUGGAGAUGCGAAAUGUAGCCAGGAGCAGAAGCAACCCGUCUUCCCCUGCAUUAUCCAUGGAGUCUCCUAGUAGUCACUUCCGCGAGACCCCAGCAUUGCCGCCGGCCGAGCUAUGCCGGACUCUAGCUUUGGACAAACGACUUUUAAUGCCGUCCGUUGAGCAAGUGACGUCGUCAUCCUCAAGUAGUUGCAGAUCGACCGGUAGGCCAUCGCCAUGUCACCAGGAGGAUGCUUCGUCAUCCAGCGCAGCAGCUUUACAAAACGCGACCGCUUCAGAUGCCGAAAGAGGAGCGGGAAACGUGCGAGAGGAGCAGGUCCGAUGCAAAGAUUCCAACUCGUUGUUCUAUAACGAUGGCGCUUGUGCUAGUAGUAGUUCUAUUCAGCCAGCCAGAAAUUCUUUGAAGCGGGACCGUUCGAGAUUGGAUUCUGCUGAUAGGGCAGAGCCUGGUGGCGGAGCCGCAGCAGGUCCCCGGGAGCGCGAUGCUCCUACAACGACUUUGCGCGAGUUCUUUCGGGAUACGCAUAAUGCUACAUCAGCAGAAAAAAAUCAACUAGGCGAUAGAAUCAGAAGUGCAAGUAGCGGUCGUCCACACAGUACUGCGGCCCUAAACCGCCACAUUGAUGUUGAAAAUCGGAAUAUGAAGCUCUCUACCUCAGACGUGUUUGCGUCGCAGAGACGACACUUCAAGCCGCCAUCGAGGCUUCUUGAUGAAAGCGCGCGUGGAGGCAGUACUAGUACUGAAACUAGUGCCAGUGGCCCUACCUGUCCAUCUUCGGAUUCGGAAUGCCCAAAGAAAACAAUACCCUUUCCCGACAUAGCCCACGAAGAUGAAGAUCCCAUGACCCGCCGAGAACAUCCACCCCUUACCAGUGAGCACGAAAUGAAGAUCACACGAGAAGACCACGAUCUUCAUGUUAGAAGUACAACAACUGAAGCAUCUUCUUCAUCAAGUACAACGACCUCUCCGCGGACAAUUUCACUGUCCAGCAAGCUAUAUUUUGAAAGUAAAGGAGUGCUACUAGUUGAAGAGGCGUCUCAGGAUCAAGGCUCUGGCGGCGGCGCCUCUCAUUCUGGUCGUCGGAAAAGGUUGCGAUCCUUAUUGCAAGAAGGCGGCUCGUCUGGGAGUCGGUCCAUCACGAAGACCGUGAAGAAUGGACAGCUCCAACAGCAUGAAGAUGCUGAGAAGAACGCGCUCAUGAAGCAUGUAGAACAACAUCGACCUCAGGUGGGUCUGGCCGAGAAUAGUAUGAAACGACCGCCAUCCUCACAGGUCAGAUUGGGUUCUAUAACUGGCGGAGAUGCACCCUGGUCGUGCAGUCACGAGACCCGUCACGAGAGCCUCAUUUCGCCAUCACGGAGUGUGCUCUCGCGGGAACGCAGCAAUACUAGUUCUUUAAAGCGCACGGCCACGACACACCAGACAACUCUUCUACCGCCUCUACCGACACCACUGUGGAUGCACAUCGCAUCUUUUUUACAAUUCGAAGGUCCGAUUGAGGGCAUGGUCUACGUUUGUGGUGGACGAAAUCACGAUGAGGGGCCACUCGCUACUUGCGAGAUGUUCGACUCGUGGCACGGAAACUGGGUAUAUCCCCCUCCGGAGGAACUAGUGGAAGAUAGUAGAUGUGCUAUGAUUUUUCUGUGAUUAGUAUAACGCAGGUUCCAUUCACAUCUAGAAUCCUGGUAACUGUAAUGGUCUAGAUAUAAAACCACCUCAACCUCUUUUUAUCCACACACGACCUCACAGGUAGAGCUUCCGCGAAUGCGCAAAGCGCGUGCCGGUUGCGCGGCGUGCAGUAUCAAGGAUGUUGAUGGGAAAGAGCGUAUUCUUGUAACUGGGGGAUAUGACGAGCUGGGGAUCGUAGAAGGCCUCCUGAGCUGCGUCGAGGCGUUCACGCCACACAUCGGGACAUGGAUGUCACGGACUCCGAUGCUUCGCUUAUGAUGGAUCAUAAGUUGAUUGUUGUUCUUUGUACUGAGGAGAUGGGGAUGAACGACGUCUAGAUUUUUGGAGGGUCGAGUAUUCCCACUGAGCUGUUCCGUUGAUCUACUACUAAUAUUUGGGGAAUAAUGUUGAAUGUCUAUAAGGGGAAGGGGCCGAUAUUCAUUUCUUCUUCUGGAGUCUCAACUUCAUACUAGCCUCGCUGGGGCCAUGGUGCGGCGUGCAUCCGAAAUCGCGUAUACGUUGUAGGCGGCUGUAGUCUUCAUCCGCGGGCCCCUGCGUUAGAAACGUUCAUGGAGACGUUGAGGGCGUGCGAGCUGUACGACCCCGAAACGGAAGAGUGGACUGAGCUCGCCGCUCUUAGUGUCGGGCGGGCCGGCGGCCGAGUCACGUCCGUGGCAGAUCGCUAUGUUCUUAUUGUGGGCGGAUGCGAUGACGUUUUCGGUCGUGCAGAAAUGCUCGCGUCCAUCGAGAUACUCGACACGUGGGGUAUUCAUUUUUCGUGAGACUGCCUUUUGUAUUUUUUCCGAAGAGGUCACAGGAGGACAAGAUGGAUUUAGUGUUGUAGUAACGGCAUGAAUUAUUCCAACAAGAGGGACGAGCAUUGAAGAAGUUACACUUAAGUACAUUUAGAAGUAUCUUCUAUCAUGAUCCUUUAUUUCACAGUCCAUUUGCCUCACUCCAACCUACAUGAUGCCAGAUCCGUCUGCCUGGUUCACUCUAGAUGUCGCGCUGAGCGAACCGCGGACGACCGCUGCUGUCGUUUCAAUCGACGAUCGGAUCAUAGUUUUAGGUGGUGCGCCCAAUCUCUCUAGUGUCGAGAUCGUUUCCGACGUGUCACAGCGGAUCCAGGCCUGUCUCUUUGAGUGUCGAAGCGAGGAUGACAGUGCUAGACUAGAGAGUCAGAACGAAUUUUUGUUCUUUUCCACUCAGGAGGAAGAUGGGGGGUCGACUUUUGCGCCGCCGAUUAUGGACGAUUCAACUACGGAACGAAGACGAAAUUAUGGCGGGACAACGCUACGACGUGGCGGAGAACAACAUAUUGACGCGGCGCAGGAGUACAGCGGUGCUCAUCCUCAUGCAGCAAGUGGAGCUAACUCGGCGUCUCGAGAAUCACGUGUCUUGAUUCACCCCCGUCAUUGUUCUGUAGGUGACGACAUUAGCUCCAGCCCGCAGAGCUUUGGGACGGUGUCUUCUUUGAUGUCUUCGCUUGAUCAGAGUCCAGAGUGUGUUUCGUCGCGACCCGACGAGGCGACAUCGCCACCCCAUGAGGAGGUAUCACGGCCGAAGGAAUCAUCGCACAGCAAGAGCCACGGUGAUGAACAACAAAAAACGUGCGCUUCACGUGUCGAAGAUGAAGCGUCGGACGUAGCUAGAAUUACCAAGAAGAUGAGUUUGGAUCCUAUGGUCGGGGUAGGCCUACGCGAUGGCCGCACACCCCGUUCGAUAUCGGAAGAGACCGUGGCGCCACAGGCAUACUCAGCUAGCAGUUCGUCUUCGACUUGCUCCGGAAUAGAUUUGCUUGUGGUUCCACCUGACUUGCUAGUCGCGGAAGACCCUUCUGACAAGGCAGAUCAGGAAGACAUAACCUUCUUUUCCUCUACGUCCACGCCUACCACAUUCCAUGAUGUGCUUGACAAUUUUGGCCGUAGUGACGGAGCAACAGGCACUGAUCAUGAUGCCACCGGUGUACCCGAAGUAGGCUAUGGUGAUGCACAAGAUGCACAAGAGCAGUCUGAAGCGUUUUUGUUUCCGUUGGACCCGCUAUCAGAUAGGUCUUCCUCUAAUGCAGGAGUGGAAGAAACUACAGUGCUGAGGUCCGGGAACAUCGCAACUUCCGUUGCCUUCGAAAACCAAAGCGACAAUGACCAGCCCGACGUUGAGAAUCACUUUGAUGUUAAUAUGGCAACAUUUUACUGCUCGUGAAAGCAUCUCUUAAACCUCAAGUUGUGGUCCACCAUGUAUUGCCCUCCUUGGCUCUGUCUCUAAGUUCCAUGUCGCAGCUCACGAGGCGGAAGCGGGGCAUCACGAAGCGUCUCCUUCAUCCGGCGCCGACAAGGGACCCAGUCUUUCGCAGGGGCGAAUGGGUUCCCAGGCUGUUGCGCUGGACAUACCAGUGAAGGGAUCGCAGUUUCCCGCCAGAAAAGGCCAUUCGAGGCGCACUGUUCUCAUCCUUGGAGGCGAAGAUGGUGGUAUUAAGAAUACAUAGCAAAUUUAAGUAUCUAUUUCUUUCUGGUGAUGCAGAUGCUUCUGUGAAACAACCGAGGUUUGAAAUAGUUAUCACAGCCUGAAGACGAGCCUGAUUUGAAUCCUCGAUAAGAACAUUUAUAACAUUUGAAUUUUAACUUCUUAUUUUUCAUCAGAUUCAGACUUUUCAUUACCACUACGACUAGGCGAUUACGAGACGGAAGAGAACAAGCAGUUCCGCUCGAUUGAGUUGUUGGAUGCCGAGAGGCUCGAGUACACCCUUGCUCACCCGCUUCCGCCUAUGUUGCAGGCGCGAACAGCUAUGAGCUGUUGCAUAGGCAAAGGCCUUGCUGGCCUGCCUUCGAAGUGGAGCUGGAGCUCGCUUAAUAUCGUGUCAAACGACGCUAGUCCUGGAGGUCGUCGAGACCCUCGCCAACGGGGUUCUCCAAGUGAUGAAAGCGAUGCUGACGAACACGGUGAUCAUGAUCAAGAUGAAGAUUACUAUGAUGAAGAAGAGGAGCGCGACGAUCACUUUGACUACAGGGGGCAAGCACAACAUAACAACAACAUGCUUGACAAUUAUCGUGACUCCUAUACUUGGGAGGAGAUACAGGAGAUAUCUAGACGGAAUCGCUGGCCUGCACCUCGACGUAGUAGGACAGAUACAACUGACACGACGAAUUCGAGUAACGGGGGUGCUUCUGCUUCCGAACAAGCAACGGAUACUUAUGGCUAGUAUCAACGUCAAGCAAUGUGAACCUUUUGCACGACUUUUUGGCUAGUUUCGUGUCCUAAAACAUGGUGAUGGCGAUUUGUUCUCCUAGCUACGUAAGUACUUUCUUUUCCUUCUAAGACGACGCCGCAGGAUUGAAUGGGCACGCGGCAAUGAACGAGGAUCGCAUCCCUGCCUUUGUCAUUGAAGCUGCGCUAUUGGGUAACUUUCCCCCAGCCCCUGCAGAGGACGUGAAUUCGCACCGUCCCCAUUAAGAAGUCGAGGAUGACAACAGUUAUUAGAUUUUUUUUUGGCUAACUUCUCCUAUCAUCAUGUAUGAGUGUAUUCAAAACGGUGUUUUACAAGUUUUGCAAUUUUGUAUCUGCUUACGGUGAAUUGGAGCUUUUUCCAUGGAGUCUGGAUCGUUUUGUUCGUCGGAAAGACGACUAGAUUAGCUUAUGUGUUGUCUUUCUGGUAACGUUGCCUCUUGUAUGAUUAUGCUCAUAUCUUCUUCAUAGUUGUUCUGCUCUUAUCCUGCUAUCCUCAUCCUGUUUGUUUACUUUCUAGAUGGUUGGAAGCAAAAAAUUCUUUAAAUCUAUCAAUUUGAAGGAUCUAUCAAUUCGAAGGUACGUAUAAAUAUAUGAAUAUGGGAGAUGGAGCAUCGGCUUGCUGCGCUUGGAAUCAACUCAUUUUCGCAUUUUAAUGAACCUCUACCAACCUCAGGCAGACUACGUACUACAACCUCUAGACUAUCCAAUUAUAAAUCAUCCACCAUUCAAUAAGUACUUUGACUUUCAAGCAGGUAGAAAUAUUUUUUCCUACUCCUCAAGAAGGGUUCGGAUUGGUUACGCUUCACUCUAUGUCCGAGUGCAACGUCGGUG
This is a messenger RNA of Amoebophrya sp. A25, 7307 nucleotides long. NCBI's taxonomy places the organism in Eukaryota, Dinophyceae, Syndiniales, Amoebophryaceae. The record is from the annotation of a GenBank genome assembly.